Messenger RNA from Fusarium odoratissimum NRRL 54006, 1130 nucleotides. RefSeq lists its product as uncharacterized. Gene Ontology annotation, molecular function: ferrous iron binding; zinc ion binding; oxidoreductase activity, acting on single donors with incorporation of molecular oxygen. The record is from RefSeq and is a predicted model, not a curated record. The coding region runs from base 162 to 1037 and encodes 291 amino acids. NCBI's taxonomy places the organism in Eukaryota, Fungi, Ascomycota, Sordariomycetes, Hypocreales, Nectriaceae. The transcript is spliced from 2 exons.
GGGGUAGGGAUCUCCUCCACAUCCCGAUGGAGAUUUAAUCACCCUAUACUUGUAAUCUCGGCAAUUAAUUUAUGGCAGCUUCAAUAAAUAUAUAGAUAACUGACACUUGUCCCAGAAUGGGUAUGUUCUUUUGAUCGGUUCUGGACAAAAUUAUUGACAUCAUGAAAGCCAAUCUAUCACCAGUUCACUUCUUCUCCCAUGGCUCGACCAUGAUGCUGGGAGAAGACUCCGAGUCUGCCGAUUACUGGAAGAAGGCCGGUGACCAAGCCUUGGCCAACAAUAUUAAGGGUGUUAUCAUGAUGGGCGCUCAUUGGGACGCUGAAGGCGAUCGCAUGCAAGUCGCCAUGAACCCCAAACCAGGCAAAUCACCCGUCGCAUACGUCCACCCAUCAAAAUACGUCGACUACGAACUCAACCCCGAUCUCGAGACCGGCGAACGAUGUAUUUCCCUCCUCAAAGACGCCGGCUUCAACGCUUCUGGAAAUACCGAGUUUGAUUGGAUCCACGAUACAUAUCUCAUCCUCGUCCGCAUGUUUCCCAACGGCUGCCCACCAACAACACUCAUCUCCAUGAACGCGCGCUUCGAUCCUCACUACCACAUGCGCGUCGGCGAGACUCUCCGCCCUCUUCGAAAAGAAAAUUAUCUCAUAAUCGGCUCUGGCGGUGCAGUACAUAACCUAUACCGCAAUAUCUGGGCGCCCAUUUUAUACUACUCCGAUAACUUUGCGCAAGAGAAGCCACCCGAGGCUUGGGCCCUCGAGUUUAGACAGGCUGUUGAGGAUGUUAUCAAGAACAAUAGCGGACCGAGAUUGAGACGCGCGAUGACGAGGUUGAUGAAGCACCCUCUUUAUAGAGACGCUCAUGCCACGGAUGAUCACUUCAUGUCAGCUCUGUUCGUGGCGGGUGUGUUUGGUGAUGAGGAGGAUGAGGGUGUUUAUGGUGAGCUCAAGGCUGAGACUUGGGAGUUGACGAAUAUGUGUAACAGUCAGUUUACUUUUGGAUCAUGGCCGAGGACUCUUGCGACAGCGGCAGCAUGAGGAGAUUUGGUUCAGGUCAGAUUGUUAGAAGAACUCUUGAUAUACAGCGUGCAAUAAAUAAGAGGCUAAUUGAUUGAAAUGUUUGUGCCGAGA